Microcebus murinus (gray mouse lemur) is the source of this 1879-nucleotide messenger RNA. RefSeq names its product mitochondrial poly(A) polymerase (gene MTPAP). Lineage: Eukaryota; Metazoa; Chordata; Mammalia; Primates; Cheirogaleidae. Gene Ontology annotation, cellular component: mitochondrion. The record is from RefSeq and is a predicted model, not a curated record. Gene Ontology annotation, biological process: RNA 3'-end processing. Gene Ontology annotation, molecular function: poly(A) RNA polymerase activity.
GCUCUGACAAUGGCGGCGCGCGGCUUCGGGCUGCUGACUCGCUUGCCAGUGUGUGCCCAGAGGAGAAGUCGAGUCCAGCGUCCUAGCUUCAGGCUUCUCGGUUGCCCAGGAACUGUGGCCGAAGACCUCCAGAGAGAAGAGCGGCUUUCGGGGAGCGCGGAGACAGGCUCUGAAGAUAAGACUCCCAAAAAGAGAUUCUUUGAGGUGCAAAAAGAAAGACGAGAACAGGCACAGCGGACUAUUUUGAUACAUUGCCCAAAUAAAUUCAGUGAAAAAAAGUUUCUUAAAUAUUUAUCCCAGCAUGGACCUAUUAAUAAUCAUUUCUUCUAUGAAAGCUUUGGUCUCUAUGCUGUAGUAGAAUUUUGCCAGAAGGAAAGUAUAAGUUCACUGCAGAAUGGAACUCGUACUCCAAGCAUGGGCAUGGAAGCUGCAAUUCCAUUCAGGUCACGUUUCUUCAAUUUAAAAUUAAAGAAUUCACCAACCCAGACUUCUGAAAAAUCAUGUGUGCAGUCUAGUCAUCAGUUAUCUCCCUCAAGCAAGAAGCUUUUUGAAUUACUUUGUUAUGCAGAAAGUGUAGAUGAUCAGCUGAAUACUCUCCUGAAGGAAUUCGAACUAACAGAGGAGAACACUAGGCUCCGAUAUCUCACCUGUUCUCUUAUUGAAGACAUAGCAGCUGCAUAUUUUCCGGACUGUAUAGUCAGACCCUUUGGCUCUUCAGUGAACACUUUUGGGAAAUUAGGAUGUGAUUUGGACAUGUUUUUGGAUCUAGAUGAAAUUGGAAAACGCAGCACUCACAAGUCCGCAGGAAAUUUUCUGAUGGAAUUUCAAGUGAAAAAUGUUCCUUCGGAAAGAAUUGCAACUCAGAAGAUCCUAUCUGUGAUAGGAGAAUGCCUUGACCACUUUGGUCCUGGUUGUGUGGGUGUACAAAAAAUAUUAAAUGCUCGGUGUCCACUUGUGAGGUUCUCACACCAGCCCUCUGGAUUUCAGUGUGACUUGACUACUAACAAUAGGAUUGCCUUGAAAAGUUCUGAACUCCUUUAUAUAUAUGGUGCCCUGGACUCAAGAGUAAGAGCCUUAGUGUUUAGUAUACGAUGUUGGGCUCGAGCACAUUCAUUAACGAGUAGUAUUCCUGGUGCAUGGAUUACAAAUUUCUCCCUUACAAUGAUGGUCAUCUUUUUUCUCCAGAGAAGAUCACCCCCUAUUCUUCCAACACUAGAUUUGCUAAAAACCUUAGCAGAUGCAGAAGAUAAAUGUAUAAUAGAAGGCAACAACUGUACAUUUCUUCGAGACUUGAAUAGAAUUAAACCUUCGGGAAACACAGAAACACUAGACUUACUACUGAAGGAAUUUUUUGAAUAUUUUGGCAAUUUCACUUUCAAUAAAAAUUCCAUAAAUAUUCGACAGGGAAGAGAACAAAACAAACCUGAUUCUUCUCCUCUGCACAUUCAGAAUCCUUUUGAAACUUCCCUCAACAUAAGCAAAAAUGUAAGUCAAAGCCAGCUGCAAAAAUUUGUAGAGUUGGCUAGAGAAAGUGCCUGGAUUUUACAACAGGAAGAUCAAGAUCGGCCUUCCUCAUCAAGUAAUCAGCCCUGGGGGCUGGCAACCCUACUGCUACCAUCUGUAGCAAAGAGUAAGUCUCCUACCAAGAAUAAAAAGGAAAAGUUUUCAAGUGAAAGGAUUAAAAACUUGUUAGAAUCCAUAAAAAGUAACAGAACAGAAAAUCCCACAGACACCAAUGGGAAAAGAACAAUUAGUACUCAGAUAUAAUGGCUGCUACUUUGCUUUAAGAACUGAUUUAAUCCUAUGAAAUGGUUGCGGACUACCUAGAAGAACUGGUUUGAAACUUUCACAGAUCUCAACUUUCAUCUGAUGUUCCUUU